UGUUGCAGUUCACCUUCAAAGACAGCAGCACGUUGACACUGGGGUUGGUGGGAUCUGGGAGGACGUUACCCCAAUAAUCUACAUCCUUGAGGGCCCACCAGCUAAAAUCAGAAUGGAAGCGCAAGGUGAAAAACCACUCAGCUGUGGGACAAUUUGUCUAAAAUAUCUACUUUUUCUCUUCAACAUUCUGUUUUGGCUGGCAGGAGGGGCUGUGCUGGCAGUGGGAGUGUGGACUCUGGUGGAAAAGAGCGACUACAUCAGUUUACUGAACUCCAGCUUCUACUCAGCCUCAGCUUAUAUCCUGAUAGCUGCCGGGGCCAUUGUGAUAGUGACCGGGGUCAUCGGAUGCUGUGCCACUCUGAAGGAGAUGAAGAGUCUUUUGAUUGUGUAUUUGGUCUUGCUGCUCAGUAUUUUCCUGCUGGAAAUCAUUGCUGGUGUGCUGGCUUACAUUACCUACCAAGAGCUGGAUGAGGAUCUCAGACAGAAUCUGAAGGUGACCAUGCAGCAGAAAUACCAGCAGCCGGGGGAGGAGAGCGUCACGCAGGCUGUGGAUAAACUUCAGCAGGAGUUUAUGUGUUGUGGCAGUCACAACUCCUCAGACUGGAGCAACUGUGUGUGGAUCCAGGCACCAGAAAAUGAGCGGCUUGUUCCUGAUAGUUGCUGUAAAAGUCCCAGUGACAUGUGCGGCCGCAGGGACCACCCUUCCAACAUCUACAAGGUGGAGGGGGGCUGCAUUAUAAAGUUAGAGGAGUUCAUCCUGAACCAGUUGUAUAUUCUCGGUGCAGUGGGCAUUGGGAUUGCAUUUCUACAGCUUGUGGGGAUGAUGUUCACUUGCUGCCUAUAUCAGAAUUUGAAAGAAGAUCCGUACUGAUUUUUGACUUUGUUUAAUAUUGCAAAAUGAACGAAUUGUAAAAUGUUUGGGGAGAUGUUUUUAAUGCACCAUUUAUUCACACAGUUCUGAAUGCUGUUACCAAUUCAAAAUGAUAUAAUGGUUUUCAAAAUACACACAAGUGAUGCUGCUGUGCAGCAAUGUCCUUUUUCUGCAAAGUACCACUGGAUGCUUUAAAUAUAAUCUUUUAUGGUAACAUUAUUUAAAAAAAACACAUUAUAAAGAGCAGAGAAAUAUGAGCAUGCUGUGGCUACAUUUACAAUCACUUUUGGUUUCGUUGUUAUCUAUUUUUUUAUGUAUCUUGUGUACCAAAAUUGUAAUUAAAUGUUAAUUAUAAACUAUAAAAUGUGUUUCCUGCAGAAAAUGUGUGUGAAUGCUGAAAAGCUAAAAAACUGACGCUAAGCUGCAGUGCUGGCCUAAAUGUGUAAGAAGGUGUCAGGGAAAAGUGGGAAUCUAUUAGUAAUAAUGUCAUUGAAAAGUUGAAUAAUGCCAAUAAUUUAGUAGGCUAUGUGUAAUAUGUGUGUACAGUAUGUAUAGUCAAUGUACUAUGUGUGUGCAGUAUUUAUAGUAUGUGCAUUAUAUGUGUAUAGUAUUUGUAGUUUGUGUGCACAGGAGUUCUUUACACAGAUAAUGUUAUUGAUAAUGAUAGCCCUAUUAGAUUCGAUUGUCUUCAGUCAGAGAGUUCAUAAGCCCACUUGUUGUUUUAACCACAACCUCCAGCUUGCUCUGGCAUACAGGAUUGAAAUCGAACAUUUAAUAGUUUUCCACAUAAUCCUGUUUUAUCAUACAAUUAUUUAAUA
Molecule: messenger RNA, 1689 nt
Organism: Centropristis striata (black sea bass)
Lineage: Eukaryota; Metazoa; Chordata; Actinopteri; Perciformes; Serranidae
Gene: cd151
Product: CD151 molecule
Exons: 8
Coding region: 113-871 (252 amino acids)
Cellular component (GO): membrane
Source: RefSeq, a predicted model, not a curated record